Molecule: messenger RNA, 1161 nt
Organism: Hypanus sabinus (Atlantic stingray)
Lineage: Eukaryota; Metazoa; Chordata; Chondrichthyes; Myliobatiformes; Dasyatidae
Gene: pou3f2b
Product: POU class 3 homeobox 2b
Exons: 1
Coding region: 10-1161 (383 amino acids)
Biological process (GO): regulation of transcription by RNA polymerase II; brain development
Cellular component (GO): nucleus
Molecular function (GO): DNA-binding transcription factor activity, RNA polymerase II-specific; RNA polymerase II cis-regulatory region sequence-specific DNA binding
Source: RefSeq, a predicted model, not a curated record
UCGCAAGUCAUGGCGACCACAGCAUCUAAUCAUUACAUUACAAGCGGCAACAUCCUCACCUCCAACUCCAUCGUGCACGCCGAGCCGGGGAGCAUGCAACAAGGCACAGCCUACAGGGAUGCACAGAAACUGGUCCAGAACGAUUACAUGCAGAGCAACGGGCACCCUCUCAGCCAUGCUCAUCAAUGGUUAACAGCGCUCUCGCACGCCGAGGGAUCCCCGUGGUCGGCCGGCGUGGCGGCCAGUCCGCUCGGCCAGCAAGACAUCAAACCCGCGGUGCAGUCGGGGAGGGAUGAACUCCACAGCGGGGGCACCUUGCACCACCGGCCGCCUCAUAUGGUGCACCAGCAUGGGAACCACCAUGGAGCGUGGGGCAACACAACUUCAGCUCACAUCCCCAGCAUGGCAUCCAACGGCCAGAGCCUCAUCUACUCGCAACCGGGCUUUACGGUCAACGGCAUGAUCAACCCAGCUUCGACUCAAGGUAUGCACCAUGGCUUGAGGGAAGGCCACGACGACCACCACCACGGCGACCACAGUCAGCACCACCAGCAGCACCCGCCGCCGCACCACCAUCACCAGCACCAGCACCAGGGUCACGAGCACUCGGACGAGGACACCCCUACCUCGGACGACCUGGAACAGUUCGCCAAGCAGUUCAAACAGAGGAGGAUCAAGCUAGGAUUUACCCAGGCCGACGUGGGACUCGCUCUUGGGACGCUGUACGGUAAUGUCUUUUCGCAGACUACCAUCUGCAGGUUUGAGGCGCUUCAGUUAAGCUUUAAAAACAUGUGCAAACUCAAACCGUUGUUGAACAAGUGGCUGGAGGAGGCCGAUUCGUCGUCCGGGAGCCCCACCAGCAUAGACAAAAUCGCUGCCCAGGGGAGGAAGAGGAAAAAGAGGACCUCUAUAGAGGUGAGCGUCAAGGGGGCCCUGGAAAGUCAUUUUUUGAAGUGCCCAAAACCCUCGGCCCAGGAGAUUUCCACUCUGGCGGACAGUCUGCAGCUGGAGAAGGAGGUGGUUAGGGUUUGGUUUUGUAACAGAAGACAAAAAGAGAAACGAAUGACUCCUCCCGGAGGAGCCCACCCCGGAGCCGAGGAUGUAUAUGGGGCCAGGGACACCCCGCCGUCACAUCAUGGAGUUCAGACUUCUGUACAGUGA